UUUUCGCAAUAUUUGCUUCCGCGUGUGAAGCCCCGCCCACUUCCCCCUGCAACAUAAUGCUGCUUUCAGAUUCAGAGAUCUUGUGACUCUCCUGUCUUCUACCGACAUGAGCAACACUCUAAAGUUGACCGUCCUGCUGCUGGCCCUCUCCUCCUGUCGGGGUCUGCAGUUUAACCACAUCGACGAUUAUGAAGACGAGUCCGAGCUCGUUUUCCAGGAGUCCGAAUAUGGGUCUCUGUGGCCUCUGCCUCAGAAAGUGCAGAUCUCUGAGGUUUCAUUCAAGUUGAUGAGCGCCAGUUUCCAAAUAGUUGACGCCAAAGAGUCAUCGGCUGGUCCGAGCUGCAGCCUCCUGAAAGAUGCAUACAGACGGUAACAAACCUGAAUUGACUCAUUUGUCUCUUUCUGUAUCACUUUGAAACUGUACACCGUGUUGCGUUCAGGGACCUGUUAUCGCUAAGGUAAACAACGCCUCUCCCCUCUGUCUCGUUUAUCAGGUAUUUUGAAUACAUGUUUGGCAGUACAAAAAGGCAGCAGCAUACCAAAAGCAGGCGAACAGGCCUCUCUGAGCUGAUAGAGCUGCAGGUGUGGAUCACAUCACCUGAUUCUGAGUGUGACGGAUACCCCAGUGUGACUUCUGACGAGUCAUGUGAGUCCCUAUCUCUUCCUCAAUUACAGAAUAUCACAUUUUAGCAGGAGUCAGCUUCUGUGUACUAACAGAAUGUAACACUUCUAUGUAUCUACUUGGAUUUGACUCCUCAUUAACACUUCUUUACACACUUAAACUUGUUUGUCUUUUCAUUGAGAUAGACAUUUUAAUUCUCCUUAGUUUAGACAAUAACUGACCAGCUCUCCAUGGCAACGGUCUGUUAUUCCCUGAUAGCAAACCUCUUCAGCAGGAGUCAGCUUCUGUGUACCAACAGAAUGUAACAUUUCUAUGUAUCUACUUGGAUUUGACGCAUUUUUAACAGUUCUUUACACACUUAAACUUGUUUGUCUUUUCAUUGAGAUAUGGACAUUUUAAUUCUCCUCAGUUUAGAAAUUAACUAGUCAGCUCUCCAUAGCAACAGUCUGUUAUUCCCUGAUAGCAAACCUUCACUACAGCACUAAUCAUUAUCCCAACCCAGUCCUACAUUUACCAUCAAAGUCAAUCCUUGGUCAAAAGAUUAAGACUUCGGUUUCAGUCCGUCACAACAACCUACUCACCAUACAUUAACCCUUAAUUUUGAGUAUUAAGUGUGUUUACAUGCACUCUAGUUUCCUGCUCAUAAUUGGUUUUAAGAAUCAGGCCUAUACUUGGGUUGUUUUUGAUAUGUCAAGAUAAGCCCUUAAACUGGUUUGCAUACACUUGGAUUAGCUACCUGCGGCACUUUAAUGGAAAUAAGGAUACCGGGGCAUUAGACCUUUUCUAGGUAUCACAAAAACACACAUAACUUCACGUGAAUAUCUACAAACAUUGAUAAGGCGUUAAAGGGUUUCGUGCAACGGUGCAAGCAUCAUAUCCUGAACAAAAUCAGAACCAGGAUGAGUCUCAUGUUACUAAUUGGUGUUCAAACAAAGUCACUCCUGACUGCAGAAGUACCUGUCCUGUUUGACACACGAGAAAGUUCAACACAGUUAUGAUGAGUCUGACAAGAGGAGAGUGUUUAAGCAGUAAGCACAUGGGUUAAAGACUUAGUGAGAUAACUGUUACUUCAUUUCAGAACCAUUUCAGAUAUAUAAGUUGUUGGUAUUAUCAGGCCUUUACUCUAGUUCUGAACAUAUUCUACAAAAAGAAUCAUGUGGGAUGAUUUGGAAAUAGUUUCAUCAAGUAGAAGUGGUUUGCACAGUUUAGUACUCUUACCCGUUACACCUGUAACACUAUUAUGGCUGAGCAGAUGAUGGUCUGCAGUAAAAAAACACGUAAAACGCUGCGUUUUCAGUUUGGAAACAGCAUAGCAUAGGCUAGAUUUCUAAGUAAUUGGUACUUUUUUAUUUUUUGUCCAUAAUUCUUGCUUACUUUUACUUAAUUUGAAUUUGUAAGUUUCCACCUUGUUAUAGAUGGAAAUUCAGACUUCUUUCCUCAGGCCUCUAUCAGUUCAUUUUAUUUUUUUACUUUUGCUGAACCAGCUUUUUCUCCAAGGCAGAUUUUAUUAAUUCUGGGACUUUUUUCAACUUUUAAUGGAAAGUUUUUUAUUUUUAGUGUCACUACUGUUAUGUAAAGGAAGAUUUUGAGUACAUUGGUAAUAUGGAGUAACUACCAUUUCCAGCAAGUGAAUUUCUCCAGACCGGCUUUCCAUUGGAAUUAGAGCUUAAUUGGAUGAUACUGGAGGGACCGGGAUUAACACGGUCACGGUCGGACUAAGUGUCCAAAGUUCCCCCCUGUGCUCCUAAGACUUUGACUUAAACACCGUAAUAACCGCCUGCAGAGCUUUAACACUUAGCCGUACCUAACAGCACAUAUGUAAUAAACAAAUGCCUGUGUCCACAGAUGAACUGUCGGUGGAUCAGCCAAUUGCUGUCUUGAAGGCACCAAAGGUCUGGGGAGCCCUGCGUGGUAGGAUUCUGUUUCUGUUGUUAUAUGAAAACAAAUGUAAUUGAAUUUUUGUUUUCAAUAAACUGGGUCAUAAAAUUCCUCACAGCCAGAGAUAACCUCUUUUUAACUGCUUGUUUGGCUGCACUAGCAGUGAAGAAACAGUUUAUACUGAUACAGACAUAGAUAAGUGAACUUCCUGCUUUCUAAAGAGGAACAAAACUUUUGAACUUUUUAAGAGAUUAAAAAGAUACAGUCAUGUAUCUGAUCCCUGAAGCAGAAAAUAAAGCUGAUGGCGUGUUUCUGUUGCUGUUCAACUUUUUUGGAUGUCAAGUGACCAAGAUGUAAAAUUUUAUAAGAUCCAAACUUCUGACAAAAUCACAUGUUUGUGUUUAUUGUUUUAGGUCUGGAAACUUUCAGUCAGCUGGUGUAUGAAGAUGAAUAUGGAGCUGUAAGUAAAGAAAAAUAUGCUUUUAUUCUGAAAUUCAAAUUGAAAACAUACUGAAGGACUUUGAAUCCAUUCAGUCUGUUUACAAUGUGUUCAAAAAUUCAUUCGUUAUCAGCCUUUCCAUCCUAAAGUGGGUCAUGGUACACCUGUCCAAGUAUGUAAGAAUAGGGCUGUGCGAUAAAUUGAUUAAUCAGCAUUUUGUUCUUGUAAAAUUCACAAAGAAAAUUGGGAUACAUACACAACAUCGUGGCUGCUGCACUUUACAAGAAGGCCAGGUCUCAUCAUUGGUCUGAAACUGGUUUGGUUUAGUGACAUUGGACAAACCAGUGUUUAGAGUCAUGUCUUAGGCAUUUGUAGUUUCAUAUUUAUGAGAAAAUUUGAUCAAAACCCUUUAGAAAGUUUUUAUUUUUAUCCCAAAUCAGCCAGCCCUAUGUAAAAAUAGAAAAUGCUCAUAUUACACUCAAAUUAAAGGAGCAUACAGGACAAAUAACAACAUCUUUCUGGAGUACAUUAUUCAAAGUUCAUCUCUCCCUCUAUUAUAGUCAUCUGUAGGUGUUCACUACCAGCCUGAUGUUAAACUUUGUCUCUUUACAGAAAAGCAUCAAUGGGACUCAGAUCAGUGACUUCCCCAGAUUUGCACACAGAGGCAUCCUCCUGGACACCUCCCGACACUACCUGCCCAUCAAAGUCAUCUUGGCUAACCUGGUGCGCCACUUUCUUUUUCCUACAGCUCAUAUUAGAUUUCUCAUUUUGGUGACAUUCACUAUUUUUUGAGACUUAGUUUUCUUUUCUCUUUCAUACAGGAAACGAUGGCUUGGAACAAAAUCAAUGUUUUCCACUGGCACAUUGUGGACGAUCAGUCCUUCCCUUACCUGAGCCGAACAUUCCCACAGCUGAGCCAGAAGGUUAGUAAAUAAUAAUAAUAAUAAUAAAAAUGUACUGUAGGACCUCUAAAGACUAAGAUAUUUAUAUAAAAACAAACAAGGACCCAGAAACACAGUAGACACAACCACACCAAGACCCAAUAACUGAACAACCUAAAUCAAAAAUGAUCACACAUGGACCCACGAAUAUAAAACGUAAGACACAAAACAAUAUGAACUAAGACCAUGAGCUCAGAUAUACUUAAGUAAGACAGUUAGGAGGUAGAAACCACAGAAAGAGAGAAAAACAGUCAAAUGAAAUCAAAGAAAUGAAUUUAAAGUUAGAAAUAAAUGAAGCAGUUAAAGCAGCAAAUGAAAGCAGUAGAUACAGACACAGGCGCUGAGUAAUAAAUAAGUUAAAGCGAUAAAAUCCACCGAGGCUUUAAAGUUAAUAAAGGGGAAGUAAAAGGCAAUAAAAACAUGAAAGUAUUUAAUUAUUAGAUAGAAGUUAUAGAGUAGUUAAUCCCAGUGGAAGUUAAGAGAAAAAGCACAUUAAAAGAGAUAAGAGCAAUGACAAGAAAUGAAAUUAGAGGCUAAGCGAAAUAAACCAUAAGAGGCAAAGUAGGAAACAGGAUAAGGAGGUAGAGAGGGAUAAAAGCAGUAAGAGGAUGGCACCACAGAAAAACAAGUCGAUAAAAAUGGGUUGUGACUGAUUCUGCAAGUCUUAGGGCCAGGAGGUCCUACCUGUGGGCCAGUUCAUAGGAGGUCAAUAUUUUAGAUUUGUAGCCAGGAGUCAAAUCCAACCAAUCCAAUCCAGUCUUUACAUUUCUCUCUUCCUGUCUGUAGGGGGCGUACCACCCUUACACCCAUGUUUAUACCCCCGCUGAUGUGAAGAUGGUGAUUGAAUUUGCUCGUCUGAGAGGCAUUCGUGUCAUCCCAGAGUUUGACACUCCAGGACACACUCAGUCUUGGGGCAAAGGUGAGUUUUCCAAGAGGUGUAGAGACGCAUUUCUUGAGCUGGUACCUAAAAUGAGUGGCCAGCGACAGCCAAGGUUUAAGGCAUAAUGUUCUUUUGUCAAUAUUUUCAGACAACAUUGGAACAAAUCUUCUAACUGGGCAGAAAGAGGCUUUAAAAUGUUGGCGAUCAGAGUAUUUUUUGGUCAAUGCCAGUUUAAUCUCUAAAAGAAGCUUUUGUGGAUAAACUUCUAUAAUUUAUGUGCUUGUUAUAUAAAAAAAGUAACGAUCCCUCUCCAUGCAUCGUCCUCUCAGGGCAGAAGGAUUUGCUCACGCCCUGCUACUCCGGCUCGAAACCCUCUGGCUCCUUCGGACCAGUCAACCCCAUCCUGAACACCACCUACGACUUCAUGGGCGCGUUCUUCAAGGAGAUCAGCACAGUGUUCCCCGACGCCUACAUUCACUUAGGAGGGGACGAGGUGGACUUCACCUGCUGGUGAGACUUUGUACACAAUGUCAAAACUUAUGUACGAUCACACAGUUAGAGUCAACACCUGCUGCUGUUUCUGCCCUAAAGGAAGUCCAACCCGGAUAUUCAGGACUUCAUGGAUCAGGAGGGUUUCGGACAAGACUUCACCAAACUGGAGUCUUUUUAUAUCCAGAAGUAAGUUGCUCAUUUUAAACCAUGCCAGGAUGCUCAUUGAUAAACAUCUUAUGUUAUUUCUUUUUUUGUAUCUCGCAGACUGUUGAAUAUUGUCACCUCUACUAAGAAAGGCUACAUGAUCUGGCAGGAGGUCUUCGACAACGGCGUUAAGGUAAAUAAGCAGAAACAGCGAUCAAAGUUAUGUAAUUAUUAAGUUAUUAACACUUUAAUGAGAGAAUGAUAUAACUUUUUCAUACUAACUAAAACUCAAAUGUUAUGCAGAUGAUGAUCUUUUCUCACCAUUUGGGUCAUUCAUGCUACAAACUGAGUUACCGUGUUAUCCAGAAUGUCAAACUAUUUAAUGGAAACCAACUUUAGCAGUAUAGAUGUGUACACUAGCAUGGUCUGUGACUGUUCCAGCUGAAUCCAGACACAGUAGUGCAUGUGUGGAUGGGCGGCACGUCUAGUGAUGAGAUGAGCAGGGUGACGGAAGCAGGGUUCACCACCAUCCUCUCCGCACCGUGGUACCUAGAUUACAUUAGCUACGCUCAGGACUGGCAGAAGUACUACAAGGUCGAGCCGCUCAGCUUCAACGGUCAGUUGUUUAAAGGAUUUUGCUUCUUAUGUUGAAUCGAUCAAUCAAUCAAUCAGUUUGGUGGAGGGAAGCUUUGAUUGGGGUGGUGAAGAAAAUUACGGAUUUUGUUCAACAGGCUUAUGCUUGAAAACUGCACAGUUGUGACACAGAGAGUGAGUCAGAUAUGUAGAGAGGGCAGUGUAGAUAGCAGAUAUUAUAGAUGAGGUAUAUUUUACUGAACGAGCCUUGGAUUAUAUCAGUUAGUAGAAAGCUGGAGGUCUUUGUUUGAAACAGGCUUUAUUUCAACAUUUCUAUAAAAACGAUAUGAUUGGCCGUAUUUUGGUGUGAUAGCGUUCAAAGGUUAGUGCAUUGCAUAUACAGUACAAAACAAAUUGAUGCUUUUUUUGUGUAAGUGUUACUGAAAGUCUUUGUAGGGAUUUAGUUGUUUAGGAAAAACAGUGAGGAGCACAGUUCUUAAGCAGAGCUGACAUUCAGCUACUGCCAUCUAGCAGCUUUAGUAUGUUACUACACAAUACGGUUCGGCUUACAAAGUGGUUUUAUCGUUGGGUCUUUUAAAUUAAGGUAGAUGGAAAUGUUUUUACCUGGCAUGCGUUUCACUCUAAACCAGCAUGAAAUUGCCUAUCCUUGUUGAUUUGAUCUGACUGAUUUUGUGUGAUCAUGUUGGCCACUUCUAAGCCACUAUCUAAUACCGACUUUUGACAUUUAAACCUCACAAAAAAGACUCCUUUUUGAUUUCACAAAUUUCCUGACACAAAUAUGACUGGUUGUAAAAAGGAAACAACAAAAAGUCCAAACAGAGCAAAAGAAACAUCCGUGUCAAGAUGUUGGACCUUUUUAUUCUUUUCGUUCCACUCCCACUAUUUUCUUUUUCGUCUCACUUAAACUGACAUUUCUAUGUGUGUGUGCUGUGUAGCUCAAGCCAGACACAAUAAUCCACGUUUGGAAAGGAAACCAGCAGCAAUACAAGAAUGAGAUGGCAAUUGUUACAUCAGUAGGGUACCAGACCUUGCUGUCCACCCCUUGGUACCUGAACCGUAUCUCCUACGGCCAGGACUGGCAGGGCCAUUACAAGGCCGACCCACAGGAUUUCAAUGGUUUGUGUCUGCAUGAUUUGGCUCUUCUUCUCUUGGCCGUUGCAAAGUCAUUGUCAUUUUUUUUUCUCCGCCUGCUUUGCCUCUAUCAUGUGACUCUGCUUUAUUGUUUUGUUGCCUGUCUGGCCCAGAUUUUUUUAUUUGUGUUGUUUGACUUUGGACUUGAACGCCUCAUAGUCACAGCUGUGCAGACAUGUGUAAGCCUGUUGAAUGAAAAAGGGGAAUAGUUUGAUUUUUGGUUACCAUCAAAUGUGUUUUCAUUAUGUUAUUUAAAUCUCUAUUGUGAAGCUCUAACCCAGACUUCCUUGUUCUCACUGAUCAUAACAUUUUAUAACAGGAACUGAGGCUCAGAAGAAGCUCGUGGUUGGUGGUGAAGCUUGUUUGUGGGGAGAGUAUGUGGACGGCACCAACCUGACACCCAGACUCUGGUAUGGUUCUUGUGAUUCUUCGAUGAACAUGUUUUAUUUUGAACCUCAGUAGAGAGGAACGUUGUUUUACUUUGUUUUACAUCUCCCAGGCCUCGUGCCAGUGCUGUGGCAGAGCGGCUUUGGAGCGCAAAGGACGUGACGGACAUCAACGAUGCUUUCAACAGACUGUCCCUGCACCGCUGUCGUAUGGUGGAGUGAGUGUCUGACCUUUUUGCUCUGUCUGUUAAAUGCUUUAUCAUCUGAGGGGCGUUUUCCAACCUGUCUUCUUUCAAUCUUAGACGCGGGAUCCCAGCUGAGCCGUUGUUUUCCAGCUACUGCCCCCAUGAGUACAAAGGCCUCUGAUCUGACUCGCCGUGGGCACACAAAAAGGGAAAAAGGAGCAAAUCCAUACGCAAUCAACCACACAAUCACUGGGAAAUCCAACGCUAAGCUGCCUUUGUAGAAACAUCACUGUGCUGCGCUGAGAACCUCAGACCAAUCAAUCCUUUCGAACAUGCAGACCCGCAGAGAUCUUCAUUACAUCCAAUGUUGUCAACUUAAAUGCACUCUGUUAUCUUUUUUUAUCAAUGUUUGUAUGAUUGUGAAUAAAAUUGUACAAUUUUAGAUCUUGACUCGGUACUCCUUGAAAAUUACAGCCAUACAUUGAAGUGUUCCUUAUAUUUGUCUGUUAGACGUACAUGUGUUUGCACUCACACCAAGCGCAAGAAAAAAUCAUCUAUUCGCUUCAUUUGGGCGUCAACGGUAAUUUCAACGGUAAUGCCUGCCAAUUCAAACAGUUGGGAUCAGGUGAUGAAUAGAGCCUAACCAGGUAAUCUGACCUCCUCACUAACUUGCCUCUUGGUGAGCUCCUUUUUAUUCCAGUUUCGGUAAUUGAAAGAAAAGGUAUCAUAAAAUUCGGGGCCCCCACACACCCAACCCGAUCAGUUUGUCACUUGGCAAC
Messenger RNA from Xyrichtys novacula (pearly razorfish), 8471 nucleotides. The record is from the annotation of a GenBank genome assembly. NCBI's taxonomy places the organism in Eukaryota, Metazoa, Chordata, Actinopteri, Labriformes, Labridae.